AGAAUCCGAUACACAUAUUGGCUGCGCGUUGGACUGUGGGUGUAGCGGUUUUUCAGGUAUCGCUACUAUGAUCAGAUGGUCUAUGUGAGGUAACAUACAGUAUUGGGAAAGAUGGCGUCUGGCAAGAAGGCAGAGAGUGGCAGGCGUGAACAAGGUGUGAAUGGAAGACGAUCAUCAAAGCGCAAGGAAGGCCCCAUAGCCCCUCUCCAGAGCCUCUUUGCCCAACACAUCCUGGAACUAGCUGCUGUAAGUGGAUUUAUGAAUGUGAUGGACACCCAGGCGGUGUUUGCGGCCGUUUACGACGUGUGCGAGGAGAACUGUGCCUUCUUCUCGUCCAGCCCCAAGGGCUCGGCGGGGGGUGCCAUCCGGCGGCUGGUGGACGCCUUGACCACCAUCCAGGAGCACGCACACAGCCUGGAGCCCGUGGUCACCGGCUUCGCCUCCAUCUACCACCACUUCGACUUCGACCCCCACAUCCCCGCCAAUGGCUACCGCUCACUUGUUAAGGUGGUGCGCUGCUGCCUCCUCCACAUCGUGCACAAGGGUCGCUACAUCACCACCAGCAGGCGCAGCAUCUUCUUCCGGGUGGCGCACAACGCCAGCGAGAUGGAGGCCUACUGCAACGCCCUGUGCCAGCUGCGUGCCCUGCUCUACCUGGCACAGCGGCUGCUCCAUGACAACGGCCACGGCAACCUCUUCUUCCAGGAGGAGAGCGGCCUGAGCCAGACCUUCAUGCGCGAGUACGCCUCCAUGCACAAGGGCUGCUUCUACGGACGAUGCCUAGGCUUUCAGUUCACUCCAGGCAUCCGGCCCUAUCUCCAGACCAUGGCCAUCGGGUUGGUGUCCUUCUCCGAGAACUACAGGAAGCACCAGUCUGGCAUAGAGGAGGCAGGAGGCAUUACGCCGUACGGAGUUGCCGCCAGUUCGUUCUUUACCUCGGGGAAGUACGCCAUAGACCCUGAGCUGCGGGGCUCGGAGUACGAGCGCAUCACCCAGAACCUGGACGUGCACUUCUGGAAGUCCUUCUGGAACAUCACAGAGACGGAGGUUCUCGCGGGUCUGGCCAGCAUGACGUCGGUGCAGGUGAAGGUCAACCGCAUGCUGCUGGUGCCCCCGGUGGCCUUUGACCUCCCGCUGGCGGCCGACCCCAAGCGCUCCAUCAGCAUCGCUCCGCCCACGGCGCACAUCGGCCCCGCCCCCAUCCAGAUGAGGCUCAUCUCCUACGAGCUGCGGGAGGGACAGGACAGUGAGGAGCUGCUGGCCAUGUCUCGCUCUGAGGGUGGCAUGUCUCUCUCGCUGGGCAUGAGGCCCAAACGCAGCGCCCCCUCACCCUGGCUCCUGGUGCACUACCACGGCGGGGGCUUCGUGGCCCAGACCUCCAAAUCUCACGAGCCCUACCUGAAGAGCUGGUCUCAGGAACUGAAUGCGCCCAUCUUGUCGGUGGAUUACUCUCUGGCCCCUGAGGCCCCCUUCCCCCGGGCCCUGGAGGAGUGCUUCUACGCCUACUGCUGGGCCCUCAAGAACAGCCACCUACUGGGCUGGACGGGUGAGCGUGUGUGUGUGGCGGGAGACAGCGCGGGCGGGAACCUCUCGUUGACGGUGUCGUUGCGGGCGGCGUCUCACGGCGUGCGGAUGCCCGACGGGCUGGUGUGUGUGUACCCGGCCACGCUGCUGACGGCCUACGCCUCGCCCUCGCGCCUCCUCACACUCAUGGACCCGCUGCUCCCCCUCAGCGUGCUCUCACGCUGCCUCAGCGCGUACGCAGGCGCAGAGCCGUACGCAGAGAAGCCGGUGGAGAAGGUGAGCACCCUGAGCAUGGUGAGGAGAGACUCGGCUGUGCUGCUGCGAGACCUCAAGCAGGGUGCCUCCAACUGGAUCAGCUCCAUGCUCGACUACAACAAAAACACUGCCGCUCCUGCAGACGAAGUGAGGAAGAGUGUCUCGGAGGCGACCCUGACCUCUGCGCACUCUGACCCCCCGGUGCCCCCAACCCAGUCGUCUGAGUUCUCCGAGCGCAAGGACUCCCUCAAGAGCCAAACCUGCCAAGACCUGGGCACACACUUCAACUCGGUCCACAAUGCACCUCUGCAGUCCGAGUGCACGGCUGAAGACGUGAGCUUCUGCCUGUCCAAGCCGGUGGACCCCUCCAUGUCCAGCGCGAUGUCCUCGAUGGCCGUACCGCAGUACGAUGCCGACGAGGGCUCUGAGAACCCGCGCGACUUCCCACAGGGCUUCGAGCCUCUGCGCUCGGAGCAGCUGGCCGAGAUGCCCACGCAGACCUCGCCCCUCGUCAGGAACCCCUUCAUGUCCCCCCUGCUGGCCCCCGACAGCAUGCUCAAGGGCCUCCCACCCAUCCACAUCGUGGCCUGUGCGCUGGACCCCAUGCUGGACGACUCGGUGAUGUUCGCCAAGCGUCUGCGUGGCGCCGACCAGCCCGUGACGCUGUGCAUCGUGGACGACCUGCCGCACGGCUUCCUCAGCCUGUCGCAGCUGUCGCGGGAGACCCGCGAGGCCACCAACGUGUGUGCGGAGCGCAUCCGCGAGGUCUUCCUGGGCAAGGACACCGCCUGGGCCGCCGCAGCCGCAGCCGCCGCCAACGCCCACCGCAAGCUGGAGCGCACCGACGCAGGGCUGGGGGGUCUCGACGACGCCGACCACGACCACGGCCUGCCCCUCUUCAGCAGUAGAGUAAUCCCUGAUGAUGGAGACUGUCUGAUGGGGGAAGUCGUGGAGGAAGAGGAGGGGGGCGGCUUAGCCGGACUGGCGGCUGCCAACAAGCUCGGGGACAGAGAGGAGAUCGGAGCAUGACACGGCCACUGAGAGGCCAGCUUUAUCCCAUUUCCCAAAGAAUAAAGAGAAAAGGGUUGGCACAUGGGAUGGCAAGAGGUCUUGGACACAAAUAGGAAAAGCUUGGAACAGGUGAGCGAAGAAAGGUGAAGAAAGUGAGGGAACAUGACGAGAGCAGUGAAGCGCAGAGAGAGAGACGAGUGGAAGGAUAAGGGUCGAGUGAAGAGAGAGUCCUGACACACUGAAGACCUGCUCCUUCCCUCUGCUCCUGGAAGAGAACACAAUACCUCCCUAGUGCUACCUACCAUUGCACUGUCACCAGCAACAACCAACCACUCCACACACACACACACACACACACACACACACACAUACUGUACCUGUCGCCACUUUGCCUUAGAGCUGUGUAAAUGCUGGAGGUUCAACCUGUGCACUCUUGAGAGAUGUGCAACAGAGCACUUUCGAUUGUCCUCGUACCACUCUCAAGAGGCCCACUGCAGUAACCAAUCAGAUAGAGAUAACCACACGUAGGAAGCUCCUCUGCACUGUCUGUCCUCCAGACCGCCUUAUAAAACCUUUAGUUUCAACCGCAGAGAAAGCUAAAGCUGCUACGGUUGAGAAGAGGUUGCUGUCAUAGAUUGGAGAUGAAUGGAAGAUACUAUUCAGUGUGAGCUGACUAAAUGCAAUGGAUAGGAAACAAGGACAAAUUCUCAAGAAAACUGGACGAAAGGGUUUGCCAAAAGCCUGGAAAUGAUUUUGUAUUCCGUAUACAUGUGUUCGUAUGUUAUUGUUAUCUAGGGCUUUCGUAUUCAAGGUCACAUAAUCCUUUGAGUGAGAGCGCAUCUGCUGGUCGUUUUGACGAGUGGAUCCCAUAGCCAUAGCUGUUCCCUGCGUUUGGUCGUUUUGACGAGUGGACCCCAGAGCCAUAGCCGUUCCCUGCGUUCUUCUGCUGCUCUUUUCUAGAAUGUUCCGGUUCCAGCGACGUCUCCUCUUCCUGAUGCCUCCUCGAAUCCCCUCUUUCCCAGCUAGAGAUUGCUGCAGCGUUACUGCAGCAGCAGCGGUAAUCACUGGAGCGUAAAGUUGCCAAGCACGUCUGUCUUUUUAGGGCCACUGUCCACUUGGAGUCACUGGUGGGGAACAUUCAUCUCCACAAUCAGACAUUGAUCAUGGAUUAGUAUCAGGCCAGCAGGACUCUCGGUCCAAAAGAUCUUUAUUCUGUUGCUUUUUAGAGCCCCUGCUUAACGAUCUUGUUUUUCUUGCUCAGCGCUCAUAGCAGUGUUGCCUAGCAUGCAGUCGCCAUCAUAGAAAUCGCCUUUCCAUCACGAGGUCAAAAAAUAACAGCAAAAGAGGGCUAACUAGAUCGCUAACGCACUGGGACUUGAUCUCAAACGUAGAAAUUUCUCUCUUGUCCCCCUUUCUUUCUUCAGUGUGUCUCUCCGAUUGGUUCUACAUACAUCUCACGCCUUCUCUUUACCCCUCGCUCUCUCUUUUCCUCCCUCCCUCCUCCUCCUCAUCUCUCUCUCUUCCCCCAAACUCUGUCUUUGUCUUUUGCUCUGUAAUGUCAGGAGAGCUGUUGCAUAUUGACCCAUUUCUCAUCUCUGUGGCGCGCGCUCCCAGCCCGUCGAGGAAUUAUUUUAAGACUCGGCCUCUAGUAUCUCGACGUCUGCAGCCCGCCGACAGCCUCGCGUCAUCACGGCAGACCGCUGACAGGAUGUGGCCUCCAAUGACGCCUGUCGCUUCAGAGCAAGAAGCCGAGACAGUCUGGCCUUGUCGCGGCGGCUAACUGCCCCCCCCCCCCCCCCACACACACACACACACACACACACACACACACACACACACGCGCACGCACACACACACACACCCAUUGGCCUUCAGCACUCUCGACUCUUAAGUGAUGACAGGGACCUCUGAUGAGCCGUCGUUCUCACACGCGCCGAGACAGAAAAUGCACACCGCGGUGGUUUUUUUUUUUAAGCGACAUCCAGACAGUGGUCGUCGAGCUGUUGGGCAGUGACAAGAUCACGACAGGGGAGCCUAGGGGCACAUUCUGACCCCUGUGAAGCAAAAAGAAAAACACCUGACUUUACAAAAAAAAAAAAAAAAAAAAAACAUUCAUUGGUGUCUGCUGCUAUCAGCGUGGUGCAGAGGCUGUCGUGCUUUUUAGCAGGUUACCGAGGGUUACCGAGAUGUAUGCGCUUAGAGGGACAGACGAGCCAAACACCUUGAACAGCUGGAUGUUAUCGGCCUGGGUGUGUAGGGGAUUACAGUCCCAAUUCUGAGGGUGGCGUGGCUGGCCAGGGGAGCUUGUUAAGUCUAGGGGGGGGGGGGGGGGUGUAUUUACUGGUGUUUGCUUGUGAUGGGGCUAUCUUAGAGCCGUUUCUUUUCCCUCUAGGAAUUUAUAGUAGCUUCUGCAGAGAGAGAGAGAGAGAGAGAGAGAGAGAGGAGCAUUUUCUUCUUUUCUCCUGACUCACCCCCUUAGAGUCCCCAUCCUUACUAGGCGCUCUGCUGUUGACGCCACUUCUUUCUUUAAAAUGCUGCGGUAUUUUUUUUGAUCACUCCGCACUUUCAUUCAGACUUUGACAGUGACGUGUGUGUAUAUGAGUGUAUGCUUGCUUGGGUGUGUGUGUGUCCCUGAAUGUUGUCUGUUCGUUUUAGCAAGUCUGUCCUUGCCUUUAGUGAAGUGAUGGUAGUUGUCAUUGUCAGUAUUUCUGUGUGGCGCGUGCAGUUGGAUGUCAGACAAUGGGUAUGUGCUCAUAUCUAAACGUAGAAAAUGACAUUGUUGUACCUGUUUAUGGUCUCUAUGUACCCCUCUUCCUUUGUUGGCUGAAAGUUGCAACUUUACCACUGCGUCGCCAUGACUACACAACCACGUAUUACAAGCUCUAUCAGUCCCGCAAUACUACAGCUGAGGGGUAUAGCGUAGUGUUUACAUUUAGUACCCUUACCCCAUGUAAGAGCUAAGUACCAGACUCUACCCUGCUUUAGCGUAGCAUUGUCCUGACUUAGAGCUAAGUACCAGACUCUACCCUGCUUUAGCGUAGCAUUGUCCUGACUUAGAGCUAAGUACCAGACUCUACCCUGCUUCAGCGUAGAGUUGUCCUGACAGAGCUAAGUACCAGACUCUACCCUGCUUUAGCGUAGCGUUGUCCUGACUUAGAGCUAAGUACCAGACUCUACCCUGCUUUAGCGUAGCGCUGUCCUGACGUAGAGGUAAGUACCAGACUCUACCCUGCUUUAGCGUAGCAUUGUCCUGACGUAGAGCUAAGUACCAGACUCUACCCUGCUUUAGCGUAGCGCUGUCCUGACAUAGAGCUAAGUACCAGACUCUACCCUGCUUUAGCGUAGCGUUGUCCUGACUUAGAGCUAAGUACCAGACUCUAACCUGCAUUAGCGUAGCAUUGUCCUGUUUGUCCAAUAUUUGCGUCUGGAGUAUGUGACAUAAAGUCUGUUUCACCAGUUUGUGUGCGUCAAUGCUGCAUCUGGCAAGCAUCUUAACCACUAAUAGAACUGGUCAACCGAACACCCUUUGUGGGUAUAGAGCACUUUGAUCCCCUCGGGCGACGCCUCCCUAAGCCCGUAGCACCAAGGAGACCACGUGUGACACCACACAUCCGUCCCCCUCACCCUUCAGUGGCAGCACGGUGGCGUGGCGUGGCGUGGCGCUUCUGAGGCUUGUUUGCUGGAAGAGGACUGAUAGGGCAGUUAGGCCAGAGAACCAUUGCUUUGAAUUCGGAGACGCUUCUCUGGUCUCGACUGCUGAACACCUAGGAGACCUCGUUAAUUACCUGGGGUCAGGGGUCAUUAGAGGCCAUGGUGCUUUAAGGUGUUACCAAUAGGUCCACUCCUGAUUUCAAUGGCUCCGAUUUCUUGUGUCAAAUGUUUUUCUUGAACAGUUUUGUGUUUUUUUGUUGUUGUUGUUGUUGUUGUUGUUUAAUCAGUCCUCAGUCAUGGAGUGUUCUAAAUGGGUUUCAGUAUGAGGCUAGAUGCAGUUGUCUUUGAGUUCUGGUUGUGUUCUGGUUCUGUCGUUCAUGCUGCUGCAAUGCUGGAUUGGAGUCGGGCUAAAAUGGGUUACAGCCACAAACAUGCAAGCCAUACCAAGAGACUAAAUGCUGUAUAGAAUAGCCUUUUUUCUUUUUAAUUAUAAAACUGUAUUAUUUUAAAGUUUAAAAUUUACCACAAGUGCAACCAUGUGUACAUGAAAGAAUUUAUAUGAAUAAUAAACCAUAAAUGUCCUUUUUAGAUACUUUAUUUUUACCUCCAUAUUAUCGUGCAGGAGCUAAGCAAGAAUGAUCAUAUGAUGUGCAAAAUAUAUUAUAAAUAUUCCAAGAUGACUGUAUUUUCAGGAAAAUGUUUUCCUUGUGUUGAUUUGAAUCUGAAUAAACAUUCUUCAAACAAA
Messenger RNA from Clupea harengus (Atlantic herring), 7186 nucleotides. RefSeq names its product lipase E, hormone sensitive type b (gene lipeb). The record is from RefSeq and is a predicted model, not a curated record. Lineage: Eukaryota; Metazoa; Chordata; Actinopteri; Clupeiformes; Clupeidae. Gene Ontology annotation, molecular function: triacylglycerol lipase activity; sterol ester esterase activity. Gene Ontology annotation, biological process: cholesterol metabolic process; triglyceride catabolic process. Gene Ontology annotation, cellular component: cytosol.